Schistocerca cancellata (South American locust) is the source of this 583-nucleotide messenger RNA. RefSeq lists its product as uncharacterized. The coding region runs from base 5 to 583 and encodes 192 amino acids. NCBI's taxonomy places the organism in Eukaryota, Metazoa, Arthropoda, Insecta, Orthoptera, Acrididae. The transcript has 3 exons. The record is from RefSeq and is a predicted model, not a curated record.
CAUCAUGUUUCGGCGCGGUUUAUCAGACGCAGAAAUUGCGGAUUUGAUCAAUCAUAGCGACACUCUGGAUAAUGUAGAGAGUGAUUCAGACGAUUCUGAAUGCAAUGGUGUGUUUGAAGAAGACGAGAUUGAUGACAGUUUGUCUUCAGAUGAAGGCGAGAAUGAUGUUGAAGGUGUUGCUUCAAAUCCAGCAGCUGUGCCGUAUCCGAAAGACAGUGAGUGGACUGCAGUUGACACCUACCGACCUCUGCCUGUCAACACGACACCCAGGCAGAUACUAGUGGAUAUUGAUGAGUCGAGUUCUGUACUGGAUUGCAGUAAAGUGUUCCUUACUGACAGUGACGUAAAUGAACUCAAGAGACAGACAAAUUUGUAUGCAUCACAGACAAUACAGAAGACAAGAAGAGGAAAUAAUCUGAAGCCCCAUUCAGUUUUGAGUUCGUGGAAGCCAGUGACUAUAAGUGAGAUGAGGCGUUUCUUGGGUAUUAUUUUCCACAUGUGUGUUUCGAAAAAGCCCAAAAUUGCGGACCAUUGGAGCACUAAUCCUGUUCUUAGUUAUACUGUCAUGCUUGCAUCUUGUUGA